Pistacia vera is the source of this 2813-nucleotide messenger RNA. Its product is annotated as AP-4 complex subunit mu. The record is from RefSeq and is a predicted model, not a curated record. NCBI's taxonomy places the organism in Eukaryota, Viridiplantae, Streptophyta, Magnoliopsida, Sapindales, Anacardiaceae. Gene Ontology annotation, biological process: protein targeting; Golgi to lysosome transport. The transcript is spliced from 24 exons. Gene Ontology annotation, cellular component: trans-Golgi network; cytoplasmic vesicle; clathrin adaptor complex. The coding region runs from base 100 to 2643 and encodes 847 amino acids.
UAAAUAAAAAAUUAACCAACAACAACAAUACGAACAACCAAAUAGAAACGUCAGGUGAAGAAAGGGGAUCAGAUCUUAGUUCAAUUUCGCAAAGCAAAAAUGAUCUCGCAGUUCUUCGUACUGUCUCAACGAGGCGAUAACAUCGUCUUCCGUGACUAUCGAGGUGAAGUGCAGAAAGGAAGUGCGGAGAUAUUUUUUCGUAAAGUGAAGUUCUGGAAAGAAGAUGGACAAGAGGAGGCGCCACCUGUCUUUAAUGUGGACGGUGUGAACUACUUUCAUGUGAAAGUUGUUGGAUUGUUGUUUGUGGCAACAACAAGAGUUAAUGUUUCACCAUCUCUUGUGUUGGAGCUUCUGCAAAGGAUUGCUCGUGUAAUCAAAGAUUAUCUUGGGGUUCUCAAUGAAGAUUCACUGCGGAAGAACUUUGUGCUUGUAUAUGAGUUGCUUGACGAAGUCAUUGAUUUUGGUUAUGUGCAGACAACUUCUACUGAAUUGUUGAAAUCCUAUGUGUUUAAUGAACCAAUUGUGAUUGAUGCUUCACGCCUACAACCUCUUGGGCCUGCUUCGAUUUUUAUGCAAGGUACCAAAAGAAUGCCAGGAACAGCUGUCACUAAAUCUGUUGUGGCAAAUGAGCCUGGUGGUAGGAAGAGAGAAGAAAUUUUUGUGGAUAUAAUUGAAAAAAUCAGCGUGACAUUUAGUUCAAGUGGAUAUAUACUGACUUCUGAGAUUGAUGGCACCAUCCAAAUGAAGAGCUAUCUUACUGGAAACCCGGAAAUACGAUUAGCUCUUAAUGAUGACCUGAGCAUAGGAAAAGAUGGGAGAUCGAUAUAUGAUUAUAGGAGUUCAUCUGGGCCAGGAGCUGUGGUACUUGAUGACUGUAAUUUUCAUGAAUCUGUACGCCUUGAUAGUUUUGAUCUGGACAGAACUCUGUCUCUGGUUCCGCCAGAUGGUGAAUUUCCAGUCAUGAACUAUCGUAUGACCCAGGAGUUCAAGCCUCCUUUUCGUAUUAACACGUUGAUUGAAGAAGCAGGAGCCCUUAAGGCUGAAGUGAUUAUUAAAAUAAGUGCAGAAUUCCCUUCCAACAUUACGGCAAACACAGUUGUUGUAGAAAUGCCUCUUCCAAAAUAUACUACCAGAGUGAGUUUUGGAUUAGAACCUGGAGCAGUUGGGCAGAGAACAGAUUUCAAGGAAGCUAAUAAGCGACUUGAAUGGGGUUUAAAGAAGAUUGUUGGUGGAUCUGAACACAUGCUACGUGCAAAGUUGACAUUUUCACAGGAAUCACAUGGAAAUAUCACAAAAGAAUCUGGACCCGUCAGCAUGACUUUCACAAUCCCAAUGUACAAUGGGGAUCGAGGUGAAGUGCAGAAAGGAAGUGCGGAGAUAUUUUUUCGUAAAGUGAAGUUCUGGAAAGAAGAUGGACAAGAGGAGGCGCCACCUGUCUUUAAUGUGGACGGUGUGAACUACUUUCAUGUGAAAGUUGUUGGAUUGUUGUUUGUGGCAACAACAAGAGUUAAUGUUUCACCAUCUCUUGUGUUGGAGCUUCUGCAAAGGAUUGCUCGUGUAAUCAAAGAUUAUCUUGGGGUUCUCAAUGAAGAUUCACUGCGGAAGAACUUUGUGCUUGUAUAUGAGUUGCUUGACGAAGUCAUUGAUUUUGGUUAUGUGCAGACAACUUCUACUGAAUUGUUGAAAUCCUAUGUGUUUAAUGAACCAAUUGUGAUUGAUGCUUCACGCCUACAACCUCUUGGGCCUGCUUCGAUUUUUAUGCAAGGUACCAAAAGAAUGCCAGGAACAGCUGUCACUAAAUCUGUUGUGGCAAAUGAGCCUGGUGGUAGGAAGAGAGAAGAAAUUUUUGUGGAUAUAAUUGAAAAAAUCAGCGUGACAUUUAGUUCAAGUGGAUAUAUACUGACUUCUGAGAUUGAUGGCACCAUCCAAAUGAAGAGCUAUCUUACUGGAAACCCGGAAAUACGAUUAGCUCUUAAUGAUGACCUGAGCAUAGGAAAAGAUGGGAGAUCGAUAUAUGAUUAUAGGAGUUCAUCUGGGCCAGGAGCUGUGGUACUUGAUGACUGUAAUUUUCAUGAAUCUGUACGCCUUGAUAGUUUUGAUCUGGACAGAACUCUGUCUCUGGUUCCGCCAGAUGGUGAAUUUCCAGUCAUGAACUAUCGUAUGACCCAGGAGUUCAAGCCUCCUUUUCGUAUUAACACGUUGAUUGAAGAAGCAGGAGCCCUUAAGGCUGAAGUGAUUAUUAAAAUAAGUGCAGAAUUCCCUUCCAACAUUACGGCAAAUACAGUUGUUGUAGAAAUGCCUCUUCCAAAAUAUACUACCAGAGUGAGUUUUGGAUUAGAACCUGGAGCAGUUGGGCAGAGAACAGAUUUCAAGGAAGCUAAUAAGCGACUUGAAUGGGGUUUAAAGAAGAUUGUUGGUGGAUCUGAACACAUGCUACGUGCAAAGUUGACAUUUUCACAGGAAUCACAUGGAAAUAUCACAAAAGAAUCUGGACCCGUCAGCAUGACUUUCACAAUCCCAAUGUACAAUGCUUCAAGGCUUCAGGUGAAAUACUUGCAGAUAGCAAAGAAAUCCAGUACAUACAAUCCAUAUCGAUGGGUGAGAUAUGUGACGCAGGCUAAUUCUUAUGUUGCUCGUAUAUGACAGUAGAAUUUCCACCCUUCCAAUCAUUUUGUAUCUUGUUUAUGUGCUGCCAGUUUUUCUUGACUACUUGGUAUGGUUUAAAUAUUUACCUUAGAAAUGUACUCUUGGCUAAAUGGAACUAAUUCUUGUAUUGGUUGUUAUAUUGACUAGUAUAGAUUUAUUUUCCGACU